Papaver somniferum (opium poppy) is the source of this 1435-nucleotide messenger RNA. Its product is annotated as isopentenyl phosphate kinase-like. Bases 64 to 1098 code for a protein of 344 amino acids. NCBI's taxonomy places the organism in Eukaryota, Viridiplantae, Streptophyta, Magnoliopsida, Ranunculales, Papaveraceae. The transcript has 11 exons. Gene Ontology annotation, cellular component: cytosol. Gene Ontology annotation, molecular function: kinase activity. The record is from RefSeq and is a predicted model, not a curated record.
CUAGCCAGAUCUAAAUCAGUUCUCAGUAAGUAGUACAACUAAAAUUCUCAGUUAGUAAUAAUAAUGGAGGAAAACCAGAGUCGAACCAAUUAUUCAGAAAAACCCCUUCGCUGCAUCGUGAAACUGGGUGGUGCUGCAAUUACAUGUAAAAAUGAAUUGGAAAAAAUCAACGAAGAGAAUCUUGGGAUUGUUUCUAAACAGCUUAGACAAGCAAUGGUGAACGGCGGGGGUUCUUCGAAUUCUACUGAUUCUAUUAAGGUUCUUGGGAUGGAUUGGAGCAAAAGAGCUGGUGGGGGUGUUUCAGAAAUUUCUAUUAAUCCAGAUGAAUUUGGAGAUCAGUCUGAGUUAGACCUCAGUAAAUUCAUCAUUGUUCAUGGGGCAGGAUCUUUUGGUCACUUUCAGGCUAGUAAGUCUGGUGUUCAUAAAGGAGGACUGUGUAAUCCUCUUGUCAAGGCUGGAUUUGUUGCAACACGUAUCUCUGUGACAUCACUAAACCUUGAAAUUGUAAGAGCUCUAGCCAGAGAGGGAAUCCCAUCUAUUGGAAUGUCUCCAUUUGCUUCUGGAUGGUCUACAUGCGAAAGAAAUAUAUCAGCUGCUGAUACAUCUCAGAUUGCCAAGUCAAUCGACUCUGGUUUUGUCCCUGUUCUGCAUGGAGAUGCGGUGUAUGACGACUUACAGGACUGCACUAUAUUAAGUGGUGAUGUCAUUAUACGCCAUCUUGCUGAGGUGCUGAAGCCUGAAUAUGUUGUUUUCCUAACAGAUGUGUUGGGAGUAUAUGACCGUCCACCUACAGACUCCAAUGCUGUACUUCUCAGAGAGAUAGCUGUUGAUGAGGAUGGAAACUGGUCUAUUGUAGCCGUAGAAAACAUGAAUAAGCAAGUUGAAAUUACGGUCGCUGCGCAUGAUACAACCGGAGGAAUGAUAACCAAGAUAACAGAAGCUGCACUGAUAGCAAAACUUGGAAUUGAUGUUUAUAUCGUAAAGGCUGCUACAGACCAUUCAUUUCGAGCUCUAAAUGGGGAGAUUAGAGGUGAUAUUCCUGACGAUUGGCUGGGGACGGUUAUCAGAUCUUCGAAACAGAAGCAGAAAUCAUCCUGACCUGUCCACCAAGGACAAAGCAUUUCUCAUAGCAUUAACGACCACGAAGUUGAUCAUUUAUGAUUCCUAUUCCUCUGACAGUUAGUCUGGAGUCUAUCUCAGAGAGCCAGAGCCGUCUUAUAAACCAGCCCAGCUAGGCUAUUGCCUAGAGCCACAUUGUUGGGGCCCAAAGUUUUAAUUUUUCUUCCAGCUUGACUUUUUUUUUUCCCCUUGAAGCAUUAGGAUGCCGUUUUUUUUUUGUUAUACGACCUUCAAUAGGGUUAAAUGGUAUCUUAACUAAUGACAACUCCCUUUUUAUGUGAUUCGCUGGAUGCAACCUAAUCAUUUUUAAAAAAAA